Messenger RNA from Larimichthys crocea (large yellow croaker), 688 nucleotides. RefSeq names its product galactose-specific lectin nattectin-like. The transcript has 7 exons. Lineage: Eukaryota; Metazoa; Chordata; Actinopteri; Sciaenidae. The coding region runs from base 72 to 530 and encodes 152 amino acids. The record is from RefSeq and is a predicted model, not a curated record.
GACUGUGUCCCUUUGUCCAAGACAUCCUAUUACCUGCAUCUGCUACUGCAACCACAUCAUCACAGCAAGAGAUGGCAUCAGCUCUUCAUUUCAUCGUCCUCCUCUGUGGACUCUGGAUCGGAGCAAACGUGAUAAGUGCUCAUCAUUUAGGUGGCUGCCCUCAUCGUUGGACUAAACAUGGCUGUCGCUGCUUCAGGUUCUUCAACACUCCGAAGCCGUGGGCUGAGGCAGAGCGUUUCUGCACUCUUCAUGGUGGCAAUCUGGCUUCCGUCCUUACUAGAGAAGAGGGCAAUUUGAUCAGCAGCAUGAUGACAACAACAGCUUGGGUUGGAGGCUAUGAUAAAGUGCAGGAUGGUGUGUGGCUCUGGAGUGAUGGUAGAAAGUUUGACUUCUAUCUGUGGAGGCAGUCCCCUAUAGAGCCUAACAACGCCCAUGGAGGAGAAGGAUGCAUGCAGUUUUUGAAAACAAGAAAUGCCAACGAUAAUAAAUGUCAUCAUCGCAUACAUUUUGUCUGUGCCAAGAACGCCUAACAAUGACACUCAUCUACCAUGAGGGUGUCACAUCCCCACUGAUGAUGUCACUUCCACCAGAAUGUUAAGCCUCGAUGACAUCACUGCUGGAAGAUAUAUUGACAAAUCAGAUUUCAUUUUACUUAAGUCAAAGCAUCUAAAAAAGUAAUAAAAAAAUA